AGACCCUAUUGUAUCCGCCUCCACCACCAUUGCCGGCAGCCCAUUCCACGCACUCACUACUGUAUUUAAAAAAAAAACUUGCUCCUACCAUCAACUCUGUACUGUACCUACUUCCAAGCACCUUAAAACUGUGCCCUCUCCUGUUAGCCAUUUAUGCUUCUCAUUGGUCCUGAGAUUAUUUAGCUCCAUGGUUCAGCAUACAUGUUGAAGCUUUAGCAGAUUGGCACCUCAGUUUUUAGAUGCUGCUCUCUGUAUUGACCUCAAUGAAUCUACUUUAAACUAUCCCACCCAACAUUGUCCCAGAUUAUGUUGAGGGUAAGUGCUGUUUCCUUGAAAAAUUGGUAGUCAAUGGUUUCUGUAGCUUGGUGCCAGGAUUCAUCAGUGGCUAGCAAUUUCAGUUCGACUUCUGAAUGUGGACACCCCUUUCAAUUUGAUUUCCCAUUCCCACGUUGACGUCGUUCCAUUGCCUCCUCUACUGCCACAAUGAAUCCACACUUGGCUUAGGGGAGCAGCACCUCAUUCUGCCCGGGUAGCCUCCAACCUGAUGGCAUGAAUAUCAACUUGUCUAACUUCCAGUAGCUUCUCUUUCUCCCCCACCCCUCUUUUCCCAUUCCUCAUUUUGCUCCUCUUCCCCAUCACUAUGGAGGCCUUCCUUCUCCCCUUUCUCCCAUGGUCUACUAUUCUCUUUUUUUGAGAUUGCUACUUCAGCCCUUUACCUCUUCCACUAAUCAAGCUUUACACUUUGUUCUCUCUGUCCCACCUACCCACUCCCCCCUCACCUGGUCUCAUCCAUCAUUUGCCAGCCUGUACUCCCUCUCCUCUCCCCCCUCCCCCAUUUCUUAUGCUGGCUUCUUACCCAUUCCUUUCCAGUUCUGAUGAAAGGUUUCAGCCUAAAACUUCGACUGUUUAUUCCUCUCGAUCAGGGGUUCCCAACCUGGGGUCCAUGUCAUAAAAAGGCAGAGAACCCCUGUUCUCUAUAGAUGCUGACUGACUUGUUGAGUUCCUUCAGCAUUUUAUGUGUGUUGCUCAAGAAUUCCAGCAUCUGGUGUGCAUCUGUAUUUCUCUCUCUGCCCUAGUGCAAUACAGGAGUUUGGAUCUUGUUGCCAAUAAACAGGAGAAAUCUAAUUUAACUAAUUACCCCACUUUCCAUUCUCAGCUAUUGACAAAAUAUUGGAGACCAGAAAUGGGAUUUAUUUGCAAAGAGCUGUUUCUGAAGUACAUUUUGGCUAUCACUUGGACCUCUUUCCUCCAGACCUCGCUCAAGUAUGGGCCAAAGCCAAAUUCCAAAGGAGGGGAGAUCAUGGCGUUAAGGAACGCCAUUAACGCAUCGAGGGGAUAACACCCCAGUAGUUUGAGUCCUAUAUCAGGAGAAAAGAGCACAGAUACUGGGUUUGGAGGGAAUUGGGAUGCAGUACUUCAGCAACAGGUACGUUCACGUGGAGAGAGGCGUUAACGCGCGAAAGCUGGCCAUCUUCAUAGAGGGAUUUCUGAUUUUAUUUCAGAUUCUCUGCAUCCAGAGUACUUUUGUUUUUGUAUAUCUGCAUGGAUUAAUUGACGUGACGUUCAAAUACACUUUAAACCGGAAGAAAUAAAGGUCAACCUGGCUCCAGAGCAUCGUUAACGUUAUAACCUGGAGUUCCUUGUGAAACAGCAGGAGCCGUUCAGCAAGGAAUCGGGAGACUUUGAUCUGAUCUGGCCACGGUGUCGUGUGAAGGAGCUGAGGUCACUGCCAGCCUGCUAUCCCGGAGAGGAGACCCUACGAUCACUAAACCCCGCACGGAGGUUGUAUUAUGCUCCAUUUGACACAGGAAGCUCACCUCUCCCAAAUGGAGCAGUUGACAUUGAGCCUUUUGACCAUAUGAUGAGCAGAAGACAUUAUUCUUCGUCCUGCCAUCCAGACACCUGCCAGCUAGAACAUCCCCUCCACUCGCUGUCUGAGCAGGUGGGCUUGGGUGGCUUUGACGUGGACCUCAGGGUCUCCUUACUGGACAGCGGGAAGAAGAGGGCUCAACUGGUGGGCCGUCUCAAGGAGGCACACAGGCUUCUGGAGGAACAGUCUGCCCAGCUGCGGAAACGUGAGGAUCAGCUGUUGGAAAGCAAGACCAAGAUCGAGAUGCUCUCUCUCAAGCAGAAACAAUUGGAAAAUUCCAUUUCCAAUCUGGAAGGAGAGAAAAACUUACUGGAAUUGUCAUGCCUUGAAGAUCAGAAGCAAAGUGGAUCAUUGAAAGAUAAGAUCUUACAUCUGGAGGUUGAAAUGGCUAAAGCAAAAUCAUCGCUGGAUCUAAUCAGCCGUGACCAUGAGUCGAUGCCAUCAUCGCCCUCCCGUACGCUAUCCUUGGCGAAGCUGGAAGAUGCAUUUAAACAGGAGAAGGAGAGCUUGAUGCAGGAACUGCAGUCCACUCAGGAAAUGGUCCGAGUUUACCAGGAGCGAGUGAAGGUGCUCGAGGAGGAGCGUGACAGAGCUGGAGAAGAUCUGAGGAACGUUCAUGAGGCUCAGCAUUCAGUGCUUUUGAAAACCAACGAGGCCAAUCAAAGACUGACUGAUUCCUUGCAAGCUCAGACAGAACUGCACGAAGAACUCAACGACAUGCGCGUCAAAUACAACAAAGCCAGUUUGGCGAGAGACCUGCUUGCUGCCAAAAUGGAGAGAUUGGAAGAGUCUGUCACUAAUUUGAAGACAAAAUUAGAAGAUGUGGUAGCGGACAAGGAUCGUUUUUUCCAGGAGAAGCUGGAAUUACACAAAUGUGUCCAACAUCUGACCCUGGAGUUAGAACGAGCACUGAGAGGGCGAGAAGGUUUUGAUGACCAGCUGGCUGAUCUCCAUGUGGAGCUGCUAAACACCAAAUCCCAGGCCAAUAGGCAAGACCAAGAGAAGGUCUUACUGAAAGAAAAAUUAUCAACCAUCACGCAGGUGAACGAGAGGCUUACUGCAGAGCUGGGCGAGUUGCGGCAGACUCUGGGGCUGCGCCAGGAGCAGCUCCAUCAUCUGGAAGCCGAGAGGAAGAUCCUGAACAAUCAGAUAGAGGCCCUGGAAAGUGAGCGAGCUCAGCUGGUCGGUGAGAAGGAGACGCUGCUGACUGCUGUACAGGCAGACGUCAAAGCCCAUGAUGACGAGGUUAAGGUUCUAAAGGAACACUGUGAAGAGCUCAGGGUUUCUGAGGCCCAGCUAAGAGAGCGCAGCAAAUGCCUGGAGACAGAGUUACAGCUGAAGGCUGAAGAGCUCACCAUGGUAACCCUGGAGCAGGGUGAAGUUGCUCAGCAGUGGAAGGAGAAGUGGCAGGAAACUGCCUGUGCACUCAAAGCCAAGGAGAAGGAACUCCAGCUGGCAGCUGUGAAACAACUGACCAAGAAGGAGAAGGCUGAAUUGCUGGGAGAUUGUGAAAUCUUUGCAGCAGAUUUGGAAGAGCUGAUUGAGUUAAGGACGGCAUUAGCCAGGGUGAAUGCGGAGAAGGCACAGCUCAAGCGGCAGCAGGAGGAGAGUGGACGCAUUAUUGACCUGCUCCAACUGCAGAAGGACAUCAGCGGCGACUCGAAACUGCGAGGUUCCUCCAAGUUCUCCAGGAGUUUAGAGAGUGUCCAAGCUGAGCUACAGAAAUAUCGCAACCAGAUUCAUGGACUUGAGAAGGAGAAGGGGGAGAUGGAAAUGGAAUUGAAGAAACUUAAGCUGCAGGCUGGCACUCUGGUCCGGGUGGAGCUUGACGCCUGCAGGCAGGAGCUGGAGCUGGAGCGGAGCAGGAGCCAGAAGCUGCAACAUCAGCUCGAUGACUUAAAGAGGACCAACCAACUCUCGGAGCUGUGCCAGGUGAAUCAGGCAACAGUGCCACACAAGAUGCAGAGCAGGCAGAGUGGACAGCCAGUGGAGGAUUAUUGUCAGCAGGAAACUAGGUCAAACAAUGAUAAGAAUCAAGAAGACUCACUCGAUCACCUCUCCUUAAAGCCUGAAGACAGUGAGGAGCCUGAUUAUCAGCUUCCCGACCAGGAGCCCCCUUCAAACAGUGGUGAUGAGCUCCUGACACACGACCUGGUGAAGCAAAUAUCUUCCCUGCAGCAAGACCUCCGGGACUCCAAGACUACCCAGCGGCAGCAGAACGCGAUCAUACGAGGCCUAAGAGAGGAGUUGGAAGAGGCCAACUUAAACAAACCAGGAGAAAUAAAGGCCUCUCUGGAGGAAGUGGACAGCGAGCUCUUUCAGGUGCGGGAGGAGCUUCAGAAAGUUUGGGACAUGCUGCACAUGCGAAACAGCGAGCUGGAGGAGCAGCAUCAGGAGCUGGAGUCUGCGCGAGGACAGUUCACUGAAUGCAACUCGGAAAACCAGAGGCUGGAAAACCUGGUCACCACGUUGAAGCAGCAAGUGACAGAGAAGGAGCAUGCACUUCGACAGCUUGAAAGGCUCAGGCGAACAGAGAAGACUGAAUUCGAAAUAAAGAUUUCGGCAAUAGAAUUAAAGUUAGCAGAAGUGGAUGUCUUGGGUGAAGUUCAACAAGAGAGCCCAAGGGAUGAACACAAGAGUUAUCCGCUUCAGACUUGUCGUUGUUGUGACUCCCUUCUUGAGAAGAUGAAUGCCAAAGUGCAAGGUAGCAUCCUCCCUCCUGUCUGUGGUCUGGCUGUACGAGACUACUCCGAUAGAAAUUCUGAGCUGCGGGAAGAGAAGGAUACUGCUCUGAAAUCACUGAACGAGGCCAAAAUUCUUACACAGGUAAAGGCUUCCAAGGAAACUGGAGACCAGGCAUCUUCUGCAUGGGACUUUAACUCUGGACUGGUAACAAAGGACAAAAUUUUUUUUGGGCUCGAAGAGACCGUGAGCCUUGAACAGCGGUUCACCCAGACUCUUGAAGGAGAGAAUCGCGACUUCAGCCGACGUAGUCAGCUAAUGUCGGAACAGCUGGUUGCCUUGGCAAAAGAGCAAGAAGAUCUGAUAAAAGCUUACAACAACCUACCAGAUGACAGGAAAGGGGAGACUUCUCUUGAAUAUUGGACACCCAGGUCACACCUUGUUCGGAAUGUGGGGGAGAUGUUGACAUCCCAGGAGGAGCAGCAACAGAGUCUGGAGGAGCAGAACCAGAGGCUGAAGGACUACGCUGCCUGUCAGAACUUUCAGAAGCUAGAGGAGGAAAUGCAACAGCUGCAACACCAAUUGCACACUAAAAGACAAAAGAUGGCUGCAAUGGCUCGUGAAAUGGAGUCGCUGAAACACAGAAAUGAAGACCUGAUGAAAGCUCAAGUGAUGGGUGACCAGACGAUGGAGAAGAGCCGACCUUCAUCUCUUGCUGCAUCUGGGACAGAAGCUGAACCGAGGGCUUCAGAUGGGCGACUUGCCAGUCCGUGGGCAGCUCAGUCUUUUCAGGCGUACAGGCCUUUUAACCGAAGGGGCAGAGAUCUCUCCCCAUUCCGAAGGGAAGAUAUGCCCUCACCUUCCAAGGCCAGUGCACGAAAUGCAAAAGUUGGCCAGAGUUACUUUGAUGCCCCAUUUUCUGACCAAAGCUCUGAGAUUGCUCUGCAUCCAGAGGCAAGGCUCAUUGGGGUUCCACCAAUCCCACUGCAGCCCAAGGGAGCCAGCACACCAGACAGGCCUCUAUCACCCUUGCCCCUGAGCAGGACUCCAUCUCCUUCCAGGCCCAACUGCCCCAUCCCACCUCUGAGCACGGGCAAGUCAUCUCCCGAUUGCUCCUCAGCUUCUGAGGUCCAGAAUGAGGAAGAGAAGCCACCUGGAAGAACAAUGUCAUCCGCAGUUAAAUGUUCUCUUCUCUUAUCUCCUAGGCCCUAUAAUAUGCACAGGGUGAAUCUGAAUAAAAAAUAAUGUAGCUGUGUGCUUCAGGAAGGAAUCAAGAUCGUAAAAAGCUGCUAUAUUGAAGAACAAAAAUGAAUGGAGCUCUCAAUCUUUAAGGAGCAUUGUCUUCUUGAUAAUCUUUGACAAGCUUAUUAAUUUUACGAGGCUGUUGCUUGCUUGUCACUAUAAUAUGUGGUUCAACACAACAAAUAAUAUUGCACCGCAGGUUUGUUUACGAUCCAAGAUAGAUUUCCCUUUUCUGCCACUGUGUUUAUUCCUUUGCACUGUUGAAUGAUUCCAUAUCCAGUGCUGAGGCAGGGUUUCGAUCCAGAACAUGCCUCCAUAGAUGCUACUUGGCUCACUCAAUUCCUCCAGCAGUUUGGCCUUUUUCUUUGCUCCAUUCGCGUAAGAGUUUAGGAAUCUGGAACUCUUUCAUGACUGACAAAGUUGGUUUUAAAUCAGCAACUGAUAGGUUUUGGUUAACCAAACACAUUAAAGAAGUUGGGGUCAAGGUGGGUGGAUGGAUGGUAUGAUGGAUUGGACAUUCUAUUCAGGCACAGGUGACACAUUGGAGCUGCCUACAGUUUGACUAGAGAUAUGGAGUUGGUGAGUCCUAAUUUGGAGUACUGUGUGCAGUUCUGAUCACCAGUCUCCAGGAAAUGUAUCAAUAAGAGUGAAAGGGUGUAGAGAAAUUUUACAAGGAUGUUGCUGGGACUAGAGAACCUGAGUUAUAGUGAAAGGUUGAAUAGGUUAGGGCUUUAUUCCCUGGAGUGAAGGAGAUAAAUGUAAGCCGGCUCUUUCUACUGAGUUUGGCUGAGACUAGAGCUGGAGGUCAUAGGUUAAGGGGAAUGUGAGGGGGAACUUCUUCACUCAGAGAGUGGUGAGAGUGUGUAAUGAGCUGAUGCCAGGUUUGAUUUCAACAUUUAUGAGAAAUUUGUUUAAGUACAUGGAUAGGAUGGGUAUGAAAGGGAAUAAAGGAUCAGUCACAAUUGAAUCGUGGAGCAGCCUUGAUGGGCCAAAUGGCCUAAUUCUACUCCUGUGUCUUAUGGUUCAAGUGAAGGCCAAUGAGUCUAGUUCAGCACUGACUUGAUAGGCUGACAGGCCUGGUUCUGUCCUGUAUUGCUCUAUGACCCUAUGACUAUGGUUCAAUGGAUGAGGGUGGGAUCUUCUUUAUGCUUACUUCCAAGAAAUCGCAACACCACCAGGAGGUUGUUCCCAAUGUCAUCUGCAUGUUUCUUGAACAGCAACUGAAUAAGUGCAAUGCUGUUGGGUACAGCUCCUCUCUGUAAAAUACAAUCCAAAAUGUUGGAAUAUAGUAUCAGUGGACCUUUGAAAAAAUUUGGGAAGUAUUUUAUGAAAAUAGUUGCCAUAGAUUCAAAUGAGAUCUACUAGAUCUCCUGAGAUGGUUCUUAAAUGACAAUUACUUCAUUCUAAAAAAAAGCAAAAUGUGUAUUUCAUCUUUGACCAUGACCCCACCCUGUGGCUCAGUGUGGACAUUCCCAAUGCUCAGGCAGGAAUUUGUAGAUCCUAGAUCCUACAGUUGUGAGAGGUGGGGAGGGAGAAAUAAUACCCUUGACUGAUGCUGAGUGCUGAAGGAGUGCUGCACCACAGGAGGGGCUGUCUUCAGAGUGAAACAUUAAGCUCCCUCCUGAAUGGAAAAAGUCCAAAUCAUAAUUUAACAGUAGAGUAGAGGAGAUCUUUUCAGUGUGGUGGCCAGUAUUUAUCAAUUAUCAUCGCAGAAACAGAUUGCCUGGUACCUUUCACACUUUUUUUUGCAAGCUUCCUAUGCACUGGCUGCUGGGUUGCUGACAAUGUAGCAGCAUCUACUAUUUAUAAUACAUUGGCUGUAAAAUGCAUUGGGGCCUUCUAAGCUCAUGGUUUGGCUUUUUUUUAGCUCAAUCCUUAAUCUGGAUAGAACAAAUCUUCGUAAGAAAAUGCAGAAUGUAGCACUUCAUGGGAGAUAAAGUGACUAAGCAUGGUUGGAUCAACUUUGAUAGAAAAAAUGGGAAGAAUACAGAACCAAUAUCUGGUUGUUUAUCUUCAAGGUUCUACCAUUCAUUUAGACCAGGGGUUCCCAACCGUUUUUGUGCCAUGAACCAAUUGCAGCUCCGCCAGGAGGUUAACCCCAGGGCACCUUCAUGUUUCUUGAACAGACCCCAGGUUGGGAACCAUUGAUCUAGACAGAGGGGCAAAUUACACUGGCCAGUUAACCAACUUACCCACACAUUUUUGGAGCGAGGGAGGAAACUGAGGCACCUAGAGGAAGCCACUCGUCAAUGAGAAAACGUGCAAAUUUUUACACACAAUGCACUGGGCUUCGGGAUUGAACCCAGGUCAGUGGAGCUGUGAAGUCUUAUCCCUCCUAACUGCACAGCAGUGUCACCCUCAUAUUCAAACUUAGACCAUGCUAUAAUGCUUCUCCUGUCCCAUUUUUGAACAUUCAGUUUCCGCAGAAGAUGGUAGGAUUACAAAUAACAUGUUGAGAUAACUUUGUUUCCAAUGUAAAAUGAGAGGAACAUUGUUUAAUUAAUGACAUUAUUGAAAGUGAGAAUUCUUGGCUUAUGUUUAUUAAGCUCCCUAGAAGAGUAGUUAAGAUUUCUAAAAAUUCAGCAUUUUCUAUGAAAAAUCAGUUCUACAUAUUUAUGCAGUGUCAAAGUUAAUGAUGGUCCCCAGCUGGAGCACUGGCAAUGUUGUUAUGGCAGUCACGAUAUGUGGAAUAUGUUUGUUUCCUUACUUUGCUGAUCCUGUGAAGCCUUGUAUUUAGCAUGUUUUUUGAUUUGUGACAUGUAUUUCAUUACAACCAGAGCUGCACCUAUA
Messenger RNA from Hypanus sabinus (Atlantic stingray), 8584 nucleotides. RefSeq names its product myosin-8-like. The coding region runs from base 1859 to 5797 and encodes 1312 amino acids. The transcript is spliced from 34 exons. Lineage: Eukaryota; Metazoa; Chordata; Chondrichthyes; Myliobatiformes; Dasyatidae. The record is from RefSeq and is a predicted model, not a curated record.